AUGACGCCAAGGAAGCGCAAGGCCAGCACCGAUGACGUCGCCGCGGCCCCGCUCCAAGUGCAUCGCUGCCGCUUUGUGGACUGGAUGCCAGCAGCUAUACACGUGCUGUGUUUCAACGCUGCAGGAGACCAAUUGGCUGUAGCUCGUGCUAAUGGCGACAUCGAGCUCUGGAGUGUGGACCUCAAGUGGCACCUCAAAUUUGUGAUCCCUGGCUCAAUGCACAGUGAUGUAUCAGCUCUGUGUUGGGAUCCCACGAGCGGCCGUCUCUUUGCGUCAUCUCUGGACGGGACGCUGUGGGAAGUGGACUUUCACUUGUUGUGUAAGAAGAACGUGACGGACUCAAACGGGGGACCUAUUUGGAGUAUGGUAAUGGACGCAGAUACGCAGCAGUUGGCUGUUGGCUGUGAGGAUGGGCGCAUUCGGCUCUUUUCGUACUCGAAUACCCACCAGGUCAACUUUUGCAAGAGCUUUCUCACUACGGGUGGACGUGUUGUCUCAUUAGCUUGGCACGCCAAGGCGCGAAAGAUCUUCUCAGGUAGUGAAAGUGGCAUUAUCUACUGUUGGAACGCAGUCACAGGUCGCAGCGAGUCGCGAAUCACGCUGGAACAUCUGGACAAACAAAAGACAGUUGUCUGGUCCUUGGUUGUGCUGGAUGACUUGACUCUUGUAAGCGGAGACUCUGCGGGCAACCUGAGUUUUUGGAACGCCCCGACCGGUACCUUGCUGCAAAAGCUAUCGCACUUGACCGCGGACAUUCUGGCAAUAUGUGUCAGUCGGAACAACGAUUUACUCUAUGCGUCCGGCGUAGACAAUCAGGUCGUUGAGUUUCGGCGUUCUGUUGCUGAAAGUGGGACUAGUUCUUGGGCGUACUCGUACAGCCACCGGGGACACAGUCAUGACGUGCGUGCGCUGGCGCUGUCUCCUGCCACUAGGUCGGUCUUGGUUUCUGGUGGAAUCGACACUCAGUUGGUGUGGUACCUUAGCGGUAGGUUCAGCUCGAUUCGACCGACCAAAAUUGCGUCGAUGCCGCAUCCGCAUUCAAUCGCGCUUGCACCCGAAAAGCGCGUGUUGCUUGUUCAGAAGGCGACUUCUUUGGAUUUGUGGCAACUUGCCGCAGAGUCGGCAGCCAGUGGACUGAAAGCGCAGAAACACAAGCUACUGCUGCAGUUGAACAUGAGCAAUGUGUUGAACUUGUCGUGCUCGGCCAUGGCCUCGAGCGCCAAAUAUGUGGCGUGCUCGAACUCAAAAGAGCUGAAGCUGUUUGAGUUGGCAGCUGAACGUGAUUAUCAGCCAAAGAAGGUUGCUUCGUUGCCGCGUCUUGCGAUGGAACCGGCGCGCGUAUUGGCUUUUUCGCCUGAUUCAACCCGCCUCGUAAUUGCAUCGUCGUCGCACCAGAUCCUGGUGCUAGACUUGACCAAGAUGGAGAUUUUGAAGACUUUUCAGGCUGCAACCGCGACAGAUACAGGCGAGGAAGGUAGUGAUAUGUCAUCUCCGCUUGUCUCGCUGACGAUAUCAUCAGAUGGACAGUGGCUUGCCAGCGGGGACGCCUCGAACAACAUUUCCAUAUACAACUUGGACUCGAUGCAGUUUUAUUGUCAGCUGCCGCGGCCCAGCGAGAUACACACCAACAUGGGUUUCAACCCGUCCGGUAAGAUUUUGGUUGUGACACUUGUGUCCAACAGCUUUGUGUGCUACGACGUGGAGACCAAGGGUCUUUCGAAGUGGUACCGGCAGAACCACAAACAGUUUCCGAAGGAGCUUAUGGAUGGCCGCAACAUCAAGGGCAUGACGUUUGAUCCCGCCGAUCCGGACUUCUUGUACCUUUACUCACAAACGAGUCUCUACCAGAUCAACAUGGGCAAGCACGCGGAUCAGUCCGCCAAGAGUGUGUCGAGGAAGUCCCGCCGCCGUGCCAUGAGCGUCACCGAGUCUGACGGCAAGAGUGAUGCCACGGAAGGCGAAUUAGUGGAGCUCGAAGACGGGUUUUGCCGUGUCGUCAACCGCUAUCGUCCGCUUUCGUUUAUCGAUUUUGUUGCGGAGAAUGAGAUGAUCAUCGUAGAGACGCCGUGGCUGAAGGUGCUGAGUCGCUUACCCGGCGCCCUCCAUCGUCACAAGUACGGCAAGUAA
Molecule: messenger RNA, 2127 nt
Organism: Hyaloperonospora brassicae
Lineage: Eukaryota; Oomycota; Peronosporomycetes; Peronosporales; Peronosporaceae
Source: the annotation of a GenBank genome assembly